Pedinophyceae sp. YPF-701 is the source of this 816-nucleotide messenger RNA. Lineage: Eukaryota; Viridiplantae; Chlorophyta; Pedinophyceae. The record is from the annotation of a GenBank genome assembly.
AUGCGCGUGCUCGUGAGUCCCCGGCUCGCCGAGGUGCCCCUGGGCCCCAAACUGAUGGAGAAACUCAACGACGCGUCGAUCCGGUACAGCGUCAAGGACGUGGCGCAGGGCCGCGACGCCAACGACCUCCCGCUGCUCGGGUUCCGCCGGGAGCUCCCCGGAGCGCCGACCGAGCCGUUCCCCCUCGUGGUGCUCCUGUGCUCCCCGGACCGCCUCAUGCGCGACGUGCUGGCCGGCAAAGGCCUGGCGGAGCUGCUGGACCAGGUGGCGGGGGGGUGUCCCGGGUUGACCGUGCUGCUGCUCGUCGUCGGGCUGGACCAGUACCUCCGGCAGCAGGCCGCGCGGCAGCACGCGUACCCGGGCAAGCCCAAGGUGGAGGCCGUGCUGGCGCGCGCGCACGUGACGCAGCAGGCGGUGCGGCAGUUCAUGGCGCGGGACGACGAGGAGGCGGCCGAGCAUGUCCUCGGGGUGGCGCGCGCGCUCGCGGAAGUGCCCUACACGCCGCAGGACGACUUCGCGCGGGCCACUGCGACGGGGGCGAGCAAGAGGGAGACUUUGGCACCCGAACACAAACACCUGCAAACCAUCGUCGAGUUCCUGCGGUGCAUCCCGAGCGUGGGGCCCAAGGCCGCGCUGGCCAUCGCGCAGCGGUACCCGGGCCUCGGGAUGCUCAUGGACGCGCUGGAGGCGGCGGCGCGCCCGGAGACGCUGCUGGAGAACAUCAUGCAGGACAACGGGCGGCGGGUGGGCCCCGCGGCGAGCAAGCAGGUGCACCGGCACCUCAUCCUCGGGAGCUCCGAGGCGGAGCAGACCUGA